This is a messenger RNA of Carlito syrichta (Philippine tarsier), 636 nucleotides long. RefSeq names its product BCL2 like 10 (gene BCL2L10). Gene Ontology annotation, biological process: intrinsic apoptotic signaling pathway in response to DNA damage; extrinsic apoptotic signaling pathway in absence of ligand; regulation of apoptotic process. Bases 1 to 588 code for a protein of 195 amino acids. The record is from RefSeq and is a predicted model, not a curated record. The transcript is spliced from 2 exons. Gene Ontology annotation, cellular component: mitochondrial outer membrane. Gene Ontology annotation, molecular function: protein heterodimerization activity; protein homodimerization activity. NCBI's taxonomy places the organism in Eukaryota, Metazoa, Chordata, Mammalia, Primates, Tarsiidae.
AUGGCCGACCCGCUGGAGGAGCGUACCGCGCGGCUGCUGGCUGACUACCUGGAGUACUGCGCCCGGCCGCCCGGCAGCCCCGAGCCGCGGCCGUCCUCGCCCGAGGCCGCCGUGCUGCGCUCCACGGCCGCCAGGCUGCGGCAGCGGCACGCCUCCUUCUUCUCGGCCUUCGUUGACUACCCCGGGAGCCGCGUGGACCUGACGGCGCGGAUGGCCGAUGCCGUGCUCUCUGGCAGCCGCGACCUCAGCUGGGGCCGCGUGGUGACGCUCGUGACCUUCGCGGGGACGCUUCUGGAGCGAGGACCGCUGCUGCCCGCCGGGGGGCAGCAGCGGGGCUUCAGGCCCCGGCGGAAGAAGGAGGAGGGCGACGUUGCGCGGGACUGCCAGCGCCUGGUGGCCUUGCUGAGCGCGCGGCUCGCGGGGCGGCACCGCGCCUGGCUGCAGGCUCAAGGCGGCUGGGAUGGCUUUUGUGUCUUCUUCAGUACACCCUUACCACUAACUUUUUGGAGAAGACUGCCGGUUCAGGCGUUUGUGUCAUGCCUUUUAGCAAUGGCCUUCAUCUAUUUUUUCUGGACACGAUUAUUAUGAGUUUUGAAAGUUUUAACCCAUUUCUACCUGCCUAACCGUGACCAGCUA